GUGCCGUAACGGCCAAAUGGGUGUUAUCAUCAUCAACAAAAACAGUCCGCACAACGCACGCACUUACUUCAGUUGGAGCCACUGCUCUGUGCGGCUGACAAGCGUCCACUCGUUCUCUCCGAGCUCCGCUUUGACUCCCACCAGUUGACGAAAUUUAAUUGAGGAGUGUUUUCGUGUACGAGGUCGGAGCCCAGCCCCUUGUUCCGACCAGUUGCUGGCCGGCCUCAAUUAACGCCGCCCCAAGUCCCCCUGAUUUAUGCUGUCUUGUUUCCCUGAAAUUUUCCAUCAACCCAGUAAUUUUUGCUCAAUUUAUUGAUGUCUUGUCCAUUUUGGAGUGAUUCGUGUCGGAAAUUGCUUCGUUUUCCUGACUAACUGACCCUGUUUAUGGUUAUUUUCUCGAAGCAAGGAUAACAGGCUUGUUUUCUUGAUUUGUUAAGCUUCCACCAGCUCACCCGGGGACAUCUGAGUUUAUAGCAAAUGACUCAAUGCGGAUGUGUUUCUGCUGCAAACUUGAGCUUGAAAUUGAACAACACAGUAAAGACUAGGGAUGCCCAAUGCACUUUUACAUGUGACCUCAAAUUGGGUUCUCAGUGUUUCUCUGGCAGUGAAUUCAUGGGCACUAGCUUGAGGACUGCUUAUAAUCGGAUCUCUAAUGAGAGAUCGUCAAGAGAUAUUUAUAAUUUGCAGGUGCGGUGCAUUGACUAUCCAAGGCCUGACCUUGAGAAUACUGUCAACUUUUUGGAGGCAGCACAGUUAUCUUCUACCUUUCGGUCUGCUCCGCGUCCGGAGAGACCAUUGAAGGUUGUUAUUGCUGGAGCAGGUUUGGCUGGUUUAUCUACUGCAAAAUAUUUGGCAGAUGCUGGACAUCAACCUUUACUAUUGGAAGCAAGGGAUGUUUUAGGUGGAAAGGUCGCAGCAUGGAAAGAUGAAGAUGGAGAUUGGUAUGAAACUGGAUUACAUAUAUUCUUUGGGGCCUACCCAAAUAUGCAGAACUUGUUUGGGGAGCUGGGAAUCAAUGAUCGAUUGCAGUGGAAGGAACACUCAAUGAUUUUUGCAAUGCCCAACAAGCCGGGAGAAUUUAGCCGGUUUGAUUUCCCUGAAGUUCUGCCAGCACCAUUAAAUGGAAUAUGGGCCAUUUUAAGGAAUAAUGAGAUGCUGACUUGGCCGGAGAAAGUGAAAUUUGCCAUUGGGCUCUUGCCUGCAAUUGUUGGUGGACAGCCUUAUGUUGAGGCUCAAGAUGGUUUGACAGUCAAAGAAUGGAUGAAAAAGCAGGGUGUGCCUGAACGUGUAACACAUGAAGUGUUCAUUGCCAUGUCCAAGGCAUUGAACUUCAUCAACCCAGAUGAACUUUCUAUGCAGUGCAUACUUAUUGCUCUUAAUCGGUUUCUGCAGGAGAAGCAUGGUUCCAAGAUGGCCUUUUUAGAUGGUAAUCCACCUGAGAGACUGUGUGCACCAAUUGUUGAUCAUGUACGAUCUCUAGGUGGAGAAGUCAAGCUGAAUUCAAGAAUAAAUAGAAUUGAGCUGAAUCCUGAUGGAACAGUGAAAGGCUUUUUGCUUAGUAAUGGGAGUAUGGUUGAAGGAGAUGCAUAUGUCUUUGCAACUCCAGUUGAUAUACUUAAGCUUCAACUGCCAGAAAGCUGGAAAGAGAUUCCAUACUUCAAAAAAUUGGAUAAAUUAGUUGGGGUUCCUGUCAUAAAUGUUCACAUAUGGUUUGACAGGAAGCUGAGGAACGCAUACGAUCACCUACUCUUUAGCAGGAGUUCCCUCCUGAGCGUGUACGCGGACAUGUCUGUUACUUGCAAGGAAUAUUAUAACCCGAACCAGUCCAUGCUUGAGUUGGUCUUUGCGCCGGCUGAAGAAUGGAUUUCACGUAGCGACCAAGAAAUCAUUGAUGCUACCAUGAGGGAGCUUGCCAAACUUUUUCCUGAUGAAAUCUCCGCUGAUCAAAGCAAAGCAAAGAUCUUAAAGUAUCAUGUCGUCAAAACACCCAGGUCUGUGUAUAAAACUGUUCCGAACUGUGAACCAUGCCGUCCCCUGCAAAAAUCUCCAAUUGAGGGAUUCUACUUGGCUGGUGAUUACACAAAGCAAAAGUAUUUGGCUUCCAUGGAGGGAGCAGUUCUCUCCGGGAAGCUCUGUGCACAGGCCAUCAUAAAGGAUUAUGAACUUCUUGUGACUCGAGGACAGAAGAGUUAUGCAGAAGCUUCCAUCUGUUGACACGAUAUGUUUUCUCAUGUGUUGCCUGGAGAUCAUAAGCAAUUUUUUUUUAUUAUACCAAUUUCUAUCCAGCUGGGGGCAUGAUAUAAUCUUACAAGUAUACUUGUUUUUUAGUCAUUAGAUCCCUUAUAAGGCUCCGCUUAUUGUGUAGAUAGCUUCACUUUCUCUUUGUUUCCUUUUUCUAUUCUCCCUAAACAUUGAAAUAUUUUGGCACAAUAGUCUUUUUUCUUUCGGUUAGUAGAAAAGGCCAUAGUGCUAAUUAAGGGGAAGGGAAAUAAAGGGAUAAGAAAAGUGUCAUUAACAAGAAUGAAUCCAAGAAACUUUUUAAGUACGGGCGAGACUAUGCUACUAUACUAUACUAAUGUUUCGACGGUGUUUUUAUUA
Molecule: messenger RNA, 2598 nt
Organism: Punica granatum (pomegranate)
Lineage: Eukaryota; Viridiplantae; Streptophyta; Magnoliopsida; Myrtales; Lythraceae
Source: RefSeq, a predicted model, not a curated record